AACCCCAACCCCAACCCCAACCCUAACCCUAACCCUAACUCUAACCCAGACCCACCUCCACAACUCGUCAACGACCUCUCCCGAACGCUAAGCGACUACCGAAACCCCCACCACGACCUCGAAUCCGCCCUCAUCCCAUUCUCCCCUAACAUCUCCACCAAUUUGGUCGAACAAGUCCUCAAACGCUGUAAAAACCUCGGAUUCUCAGCCCACAGGUUCUUCCUCUGGGCUCGCCACCACCCGGGUUUCAAACCCACAAAAGAAACCCAUCACAUUCUCGUUAGCAUCUUAGGAAGUAGCAAACAGUUCCCGUUGAUAUGGUAUUUCCUUGCAGAGUGGAAAGACACUCAGUGUUGCGAAAUCGGGCCGGAAAUUUUCUGGGUUGUUUUCAAAGCGUACAGUAGAGCUAAUUUACCGGCUGAUGCGAUUCGGGCUUUUGGUAAAAUGGUGGAUUUUGGUGUUGGGUUUGGCAAUGAUGAUGUUGAUAAGUUGUUGUAUGAGCUUUGUAAAAGGAAGCAUGUUAGGCAUGCCCAGGGUUUCUUUGAUAGAGUUAAGUCUGAGGUUGAGCCUAGUGCGAAAAGUUACAGUAUUUUGAUGUGAGGGUGGGGUGAUAUUGGUGAAUCAGGUGAGGCGCGUCAGGUGUUUGAUGAAAUGCUUGAAAGGGGGUGUUUUGUGGAUUUGCUUGCUUAUAAUAGCAUGUUACAGUCUUUGUGCAAAGGAGGAAGUGUGGAGGAAGCUUAUAAGCUGUUCCGUGAGAUGGGGUCUAAAGGACUUGAACCGGAUGCGUUUACCUACUCGAUUUUCAUUCAUGCUGCUUGUGAUGCAAAUGACAUUCAUUCGGCGUUUAGGGUUCUGGACAGAAUGAAAAGAUAUGAGCUUGUGCCAAAUGUGUACACUUACAAUGCUAUUAUCAAAAGACUCUGUAAGAAUGAUAGGGUGGAAGAGGCUUACCUGCUACUAGAUGAGAUGAUAGAGAGAUGUGAGAGACCAGAUGUAUGGAGUUACAAUACCAUCCUAGCUUGCCACUGCGAUCAUAAUGAAGUCAACAAGGCUCUUAGGUUGAUUUCAAGAAUGGACCAAGAUUCGCGUUUGCCCGACCGGCAUGCAUAUAAUAUGGUGAUCAAAAUGCUAAUUAGGAUAGAGAGGUUUGACAGAGUCACAAAGGUUUGGGAGAGCAUGGAAGAGAGGGGAUUUUAUCCUUCAGCCUCCACAUAUGCUGUGAUGGUCCACGGUCUUUGUAAGAAGAAAGGAAAACUAGAGGAUGCAUGUAGAUACUUUGAAAUAAUGGUUGAUGAAGGAAUACCACCAUAUUCUUCUACCUAUGAAAUGUUGAGGAACUGACUGAUAGGGUUAGGGUUUCCAGAGCAGACACACAUACUUGCGGAUAAGAUGGAAAGAAGUACCUCUUGUUCCAUACAAGAGCUGUCUGAUAUUAUGAGAGGUGAGAGGGGCAGCGCAAGACUAAGAAGAGAAGGAGAAAGCUCGGACGACAGUGAUGAGUAAUGGCAAAGAGUUUGUUAUGAGAUGGUGGCUGUCUCAUCCUCUGUGCUCCGACUUUGUUUGUUACAGAUGACUUCAGACCUAAUGGUGGCUCAUAUUGGCUAUUACAAUCAUGUUCCAGUCUGUCGUUCAAUAUGUUGAAGGUUAAUGUGCUGGCAUGCUAUAUUUCUGAGAAUGAGACUGUUUACUCAUAAGAUUAAAAAGGGACAGGGAAAUAUAUUUCUAUUGUCCCACUGAAUAAACAGCAGUUGCGGUUGAUAUGUUGCUCGGUUCACCCAGUGUACAAGCCUGGUGGGAGCUUAAGUUUGUGGUGUGAUUUUCAGCGAAGUAGGAAAGCAUACGGCAUUGUUUUGAGACUUGAGUCCCAAUCCUCCAUUUUAGUAACUUUGAUGUUGAAUCAGUAGUAAGUUUUGGUUACAAUGCCUAGAGAAGGUACAACCAGUUGGUGGUAAAGAAGUGUAUGUAUCUCAACCUGGUUGACGAAGAGAUAUGAUGCUUUUGUUUUGGUGGCAUAUCUCAUACUCCUAACUUGUAGUACCUGGAAUUUCUGGCAUGUGGUACUUGAAGUUUGGAAGAAACAAGGUGAACAAGCUCUUGCAAUUGGAAAUUACUCUUUACUGCCCUGUUGACAUGCUUGCUCAUGCCUCCAGUGAGGUGUGGGACCCACCAAUGAAUAUAUGGGUACGUAUUUCUUGUACCCGAUACGCAUGUAGAAGUAUCCAUGUCAAGUACCGGUACCCAAUAAGUACCUGGUAUGGGUACGACAGGCUUUUUGAAGUACCCACUUCAUAGUUGUCAGUAGAGCUUGUGUUGCAUUUAGCAAUCCGUGUAAACUAUCUUAAAUUGGUUGAGGAGAAAUUAUUGUUUUGGGCAUUUAGUAGCAACAAUUCAUUCAAGUUUGAACUUGCGCUACUACAUUUUUGUGUCUUGAAGCUAUUUUUCAUAUUUGUACUCUACUGACAAUUGGAAGUUUGAAACAAGUUAAUCAAAAAGCUCCU
This is a messenger RNA of Rhododendron vialii, 2498 nucleotides long. RefSeq names its product pentatricopeptide repeat-containing protein At1g52640, mitochondrial. The transcript has a single exon. Gene Ontology annotation, molecular function: protein binding. NCBI's taxonomy places the organism in Eukaryota, Viridiplantae, Streptophyta, Magnoliopsida, Ericales, Ericaceae. The annotation marks the transcript as partial. The record is from RefSeq and is a predicted model, not a curated record.